This is a messenger RNA of Sinocyclocheilus grahami, 879 nucleotides long. RefSeq names its product retinoic acid receptor RXR-beta-A-like. Lineage: Eukaryota; Metazoa; Chordata; Actinopteri; Cypriniformes; Cyprinidae. The record is from RefSeq and is a predicted model, not a curated record. Gene Ontology annotation, biological process: regulation of DNA-templated transcription. The transcript is spliced from 7 exons. The coding region runs from base 54 to 860 and encodes 268 amino acids. Gene Ontology annotation, molecular function: nuclear steroid receptor activity; sequence-specific DNA binding; zinc ion binding. Gene Ontology annotation, cellular component: nucleus.
ACAUUUUUUUUUGUGCUCCUCCUCAUGACUGCAUUUGUGCUUCACAGAUUAACAUGUUUCGCAGAAACCCAGAGAUCAACUCCACCGUGUCCAUGUCAGGUCUGCACGCCGUCAGCAGCUCUGAUGACGUCAAACCGCCCUUCGGUUUGAAGCCGAUGUCCGCCCACAGCCCAGGGCCCAUGCUCUCUCAGAAACGCUUGUGUGCCAUCUGUGGAGAUCGCUCUUCUGGCAAGCACUACGGCGUGUACAGCUGUGAGGGCUGCAAGGGCUUUUUCAAGCGCACUGUGAGGAAGGACCUGAGCUACACAUGCAGAGACAAUAAGGACUGUCUGGUGGACAAACGCCAGAGGAACCGCUGCCAGUACUGCCGCUACCAGAAGUGCCUGGCCAUGGGGAUGAAGAGAGAGGUGGUCCAAGAUGAACGACAACGAUCUGUUCAGGAGGAGCGUCAGAGGAACAAGGAGCGGGAGGGAGAGGUGGAGUCCACCUCCGCAGCGAAUGAAGAGAUGCCCGUGGAGAAGAUUAUGGAAGCAGAGAUGGCCGUGGAGCAGAAAACUGAGCUGCAUGCAGAUGGCAGCUCAGGGGGAAGCUCUCCAAAUGACCCAGUCACAAAUAUCUGCCAGGCGGCUGAUAAACAGCUGUUCACUUUGGUGGAGUGGGCAAAACGGAUCCCGCACUUCAGUGAGCUGUCUCUGGAUGACCAGGUCAUCCUGCUGCGUGCUGGCUGGAAUGAGCUACUGAUCGCGUCAUUCUCUCAUCGCUCCAUCACGGUGAAGGAUGGCAUUCUGCUGGCCACCGGCCUCCAUGUGCACAGGAACAGUGCUCACAGCGCUGGGGUGGGAGCCAUCUUUGACAGGUAAUCAUCAUGUCACAUGACUA